Maylandia zebra (zebra mbuna) is the source of this 1563-nucleotide messenger RNA. It is a transcript of the gene evx2, whose product is annotated as even-skipped homeobox 2. Gene Ontology annotation, cellular component: nucleus. NCBI's taxonomy places the organism in Eukaryota, Metazoa, Chordata, Actinopteri, Cichliformes, Cichlidae. Gene Ontology annotation, molecular function: DNA-binding transcription factor activity, RNA polymerase II-specific; RNA polymerase II cis-regulatory region sequence-specific DNA binding. The record is from RefSeq and is a predicted model, not a curated record. Gene Ontology annotation, biological process: regulation of transcription by RNA polymerase II.
AUGAUGGAGAGGAUAAGAAAAGAGAUGAUAUUGAUGGAGAGAGGUCUCCACAGUCCUGUCGCCGGGAAGAGGCUCGCAGACACGCCUGGAAAUUCAGUGCUGGAGGCCCUGGAAAACUCCCAGCACGGCGGACGACUAAGCCCGAGAAUAACUUCCGCUUCCCUCCAUGGAAAUCUUGGGGACAUCCCGACGAAAAGCAAAUUUGAAAUUGACAGUCUUUUCGGUACACACCACGGCAGUGAAAAUUCUUCCUCGGCGGAGAUUUCCUCGUCAGAAAGCAGGAAGAAAAUGAGCCUUUACUCCGAAGUUUCGCAAGAAUCAGAUAUUAACAGUGAUGUGGAAGUGGGAUGCCCUGCGCAUCGCUCCCCGAGCCAGCACAAGGAAAACAAUAAAGGUUUUUCAGACAGUAGCUCUGGAUCUUCCAACACAAGCUCAAACUCCCUCCAGAACAUGAACGGUAAUUCAACGGUGGGAUCAAACAAUUCAAAUGCCGAUCAAGUCAGAAGGUAUCGGACUGCUUUCACCAGAGAACAAAUCGCAAGACUGGAAAAAGAGUUUUACAGGGAAAAUUAUGUUUCGAGACCGAGAAGAUGUGAGUUAGCGGCGACGCUAAAUUUGCCCGAAACUACAAUUAAGGUGUGGUUCCAGAACAGGCGGAUGAAGGAUAAAAGGCAGCGUUUGGCGAUGUCCUGGCCCCAUCCAGCAGACCCUAGCUUCUACACUUACAUGAUGACGCACGCGGCAGCUACAGGAAGUCUACCUUACCCUUUCCACUCGCACAUGCCUCUACAUUACUACCCGCACGUCGGUGUCACGGCAGCAGCAGCGGCCGCCGCCGCCACCGGUGCCGCCUCGUCACCUUUCGCCACUUCCAUCCGCCCCCUCGAUACCUUCCGAGCGCUCUCCCACCCAUACUCACGGCCAGAGCUUCUAUGCAGCUUCAGGCACCCGGGACUCUACCAGUCGCCUGCAGGCCUGAAUAGCUCGGCCGCUGCAUCCGCGGCGGCUGCGGCCGCGGCCGCGGCAGCUGCGGUAAGCGCUCCGUCAGCCACCGGGCCCUGUUCGUGCCUGAGCUGCCACAGCAGCCAGGCGGCAAGCGCAUUGGGCUCCAGGAGCGCCAGCGCUGACUUUACCUGCACAGCUUCCGGGCAAAGAUCCGAGAGUGGAUUUCUGCCGUAUUCUGCUGCGGUUCUAAGUAAAACUUCAGUCCCGUCACCAGACCAGCGAGAAGAAACUUCACUUAACAGAUAACUGAUCACGCAGCCAACGCGACCGUUUCCUAUUUUGCUCCAGUCCUACUUUUAGGGGUGGGGUGGGGGUAUUAGGCCUACUACUUUAAAUGGGGAGUCCCACCUGGGCGAUGCAUUAGGCGGUAUCAUAAACACACCGACACUCGAAGAUUAAAAGUCUAAAAGUGAUUCAACUGGAAGAGACUGUUUUUAUUAAAACAAACACUGAUACCCAAAACUCUGAAAAUUUUGCAGCUAGUAACUUUUUUAAAGGCUUAUGGUCGUGUGUUGAACUAUUUUUACGGGAGCUACUGGAUUAAUUUACACAUUUGAG